CUGCAAAGUCAUUGCUUCAAGAGUCGUUACGCGUGACUACAGACGCUUUCCUCCUCCCUUCACGGCCAAGGCCAGAAUCGAUGGCCUUGCUGCAACUCUAAAUGGACACAACCUCAAACCAUACUCAGGCCAGUAGCAGCACGAGUGAAACCAAUCAACCAGAGCUCCGCACGAGCGCCAGAGUGAAAGCCGCAAAGCAGAAGGCGAGGGACAAGGCAGACGACUCCGAGCAAUCAACCACCGCGCAACCCCAGACUCGGUCCAAACCCAAACGCAGCAACAAGAAUAAAUCGAAAGACACCUCUGAAUCCGCCGCCACCCGCCCUUCCAAACGCGCACGUCGGAACAUACCGGCAGCACAACCCGCGCUGAGUAUCAACGAGCCCGUGAGCGAUCCCAAGGGAAAGAAGCGCGCAGUACCCGAGCCGAGCUCCGACGACGACCCCACUGCUGGAUCCUCCCCUAAACGAAUCCGUACCACAUCUUAUUCACUCCGCUCAAGCACCACAACCGUGAAAGACUCCACUACCGAAAUGCCGAAAAAAUCACGUUCAGCAGCAAAGGGGAAGCAACCGGCCAAGUCGAAAGCCAUGACCGCUGCGGGCUCAUCGAAGAUCGAGGACGAGGACGUCGAGAUGAUGGAUGCUGAGAUGAAGGAUGACAACGAGAAUGAGGAUGGGGAUGGGGGAAACGAGGAGACGGGGGAUGUCGCGAUGAAUGAGGAUCAGCUGAACCACGAUGAUGAUGAUGACGACGACGACGACGACGGAGACGACGGUGAUGGUGGUGGUCCCCUUGGCACUGGCGGAAGUCCGCCAAUUCCUGGGGGCUUGGACGAGAGUGCGGCACUGGCCAUUUUUGGUGAUUACCAUCAAUUUGGAUCGUACAUGAUGUCGCUCUCGUCUCGGCUCAAGACGAUGCUGAAUAACAUCAAGCCGACCGCAGACCCCACAACACGGCUUCUGACGUUACAGGAGCUCAGUGAGUUGUUGAGCAUGAGCACUGAAGACACUCUUGCGGGGUCGUUCCAGGUUGAGCAGUUCGUGAAGGAGUUGGUGAAGAUCCUCGGAGGACGCGGGAAUGAUGAGGACGAAGAUGAAGACGGAGAUGGUGAUGACGGCGGUGGGCAAGAUGAGGAUGCCGCCCUUGCUGCUGCCCUUGCUAUAAGUGGUGGAGGAUAUCAAGGCGACGAGAAUCUCGAAGCCCAGGUGCUCGCUUGUCGCUGCCUUGCCAAUCUCAUGGAGGCGCUUCCGGGCGUCGCGCACACCGUCGUUUACCAUGGGGCCAUUCCUGUGCUGUGCAGCAAGCUCAUCGAAAUAUCAUACAUCGAUUUGGCGGAGCAGACACUCAGUACUAUGGAGAAGAUCUCCGAGGAGUUCCCUAGCGCCAUCGUCCGCGAGAAUGGUCUUUCCGCAUUACUCAACUACCUCGACUUCUUCUCUAUCGCCGUUCAGCGGACAGCCAUCCAGGCCGCUUCAAACUGCUGCCGAAAUGUUUCUCCUGAGCACUCGAAACAGAUUCGUGAAGUGUGGCCAAUCAUUCGGAACUGUCUGUCGUAUUCAGAUCAGCGACUGGUCGAGUUUGCGUGCAUGUGUGUCAUCCGGGCGAUUGACUCGUAUCAUCGUUCCUCAGUCGAGAACUUGGAAUUGCUUGUGGACGCUGACCUCAUCCGGGCGGUCAAUCAGUUGCUGAUACCCGCCGGCGCGCCACUAGUCACCCCCAACACGUACACACUUCUCGUCCGUGCACUGGGUACUGCUGCUCGCGCGAGCCCCAAAAUCACUAUCGCAUUGCUCGAGGCCGAUAUUGUCGACACUACGUAUCAGAUCCUCACUGGUGUUCUUCCCUCAGCCAGUGCUGCAGCGGAGCAAGGAAGUGCCAGCGGUGGACAGGGUCUGGGCGGUGGUCUGGCCGACAUGACGGUCAUGGAGAAUCUGGCCCAUCAUGGUGUCUUCGAUCACAAGUCCUACACUGAGAAGGCCCUCGGUCGUAUGAUCAAAGCUAAAGCUAAAGCUGAACGGGCUGCUGCACGACAAGCCGUCCAGGAGUCCUUGGCCGCUGCCAUGCUCAUUGACUCUGCUCCACUCGCUUCAGAAAGCUCAAAGCCGACCUCGUCUUCGGCCAGUCAGGAUGAUACCAUGUCUGCUGAGACCGCAGUGGCGGAGACUGAGGAACACGUCGGGGGAAUUGUGCCUGCUCCGGACCGGACCGAUAUGCUGCGCUCGAAGCCAGCUGUCGUUGACCGAUUCAUGGAUCUGAUGGUGCCCAUCCUCAUCGAUGUGUAUGCUGCGAGUGUCAUCACUCCCGUUCGGGUCAAGACUUUGACGGGCCUUCUCAAGGCAGUCAGCUUUCUGGAUGCGGACGGUCUGAAACGAGUUCUGAGGUUCGUUCCUGUCGCGAGUUUCGCGUCCUCGAUCUUGUCUUCGAAAGAUCACCCAACCCUGGUCAUCGGCGCGCUGCAGAUUGUAGACAUGCUACUUGCCAAGAUUCCCACGCUCUACAAGCCGGCCUUCAAACGCGAGGGUGUAUUCCACGAGAUUGAGACUCUUUCCUCCCGCACGAUCGUGUCGUCCAAGUCGAAAGACAAGGAGUCCAAGGAGAAGAUGACCGAUAACUCUGAUUCCGCUGUGCCUUCGUCAGAUGACACUCCCCCGCCGCCUACCGCUUCGACCAGCAGUGCCAUUAGCAUGGCCGCCACCCUACCCGGUUUCAAGAAGCUUUCGUCUCUCCAACUUGAGCCUGAAGACGCCAUCACUCUCCGGGCACGCGUCAUUCAGUUCAGGUAUCUUGCUGGUGACGAUAAGGCCGACGGUGAAGGCUCCUUCAGUGUUUUACAAAGUCUCGUGACGCGUCUCACUGUCGAUGGAACGGAGUCGGAAGCCACCCAGGUGUUGCACGACUUGGCAGAUUUGUUCGAUGCCACAAUGUCCACCGUGUCUAGCUUCGAGCUCCUGCAGAGCGGUCUUGUUGAUAGCUUGUUGUCCUUUGCCACAGAUGCUGAGCGUAAAUUGAGCGUGUCCCGUCGCAAGGAACUUCUGCUCGAUGCGUUUACUGCACGAAAUAGGACGGGUGCAUUCGCCACAUUUGUCAAGAAACUGCAGGAAAGUCUAACUCGAAUGGAGUCAUUCGAAGUGGUGUCAGUUGGGCAGGGGACCGACGACUCGAAGCGCAGCUCGCCGUCCCUGUUAGCUCGUCAACUUCGUCUUCGUUUAGUGGCGGAGGAUGAUUCGGACAUUCCGCGGAAUCUUCACAAUAUCGUGGUCUCGAUUCAUGCGAUAGCUACUUUCCAGGCGCUUCAUGAUUACCUUCGACCUCGAGUGUCCGGCUUGUUGUCUGGAGGGUCCCGUCUCUCGGGGAUGCUCGCAGCACUGGCUGCAUCUGGCUUUGGGGCCGCAUCGAGUUCUCGUACACCUGCUGACGAGGCACCCCCAACAUCAACAUCGAAUGGAGCAGCAGCUUCCACCUCUUCUGGUUCAUCGUCAGCUGAUUCCGGCUCGACCGUUACACGUCGUCGUAGCCAGCGCCUGAGUGCGAAGAAGGGCUCAACAUCGGAAACACCCGCUGAUCCGAUUGAAGCAGAUCCGCAAACUGAAUCCUCAGCCGAGCCAUCCGACACUGCGGCUGCUGGCCCGAGCUCGGGGCCAUUCCCUGUCGCUGAAGAUUCCGGUCUUGCGGCUGAAUUCACGGAUGACGAAGAUGAGGAUCUGGGUGUGUUCGAUGAUGAGGCUGAUCCUGAUAAUUCCAUCGCCGACAAAACUGUGACUUUGUCUAUCGCGGAGGACGGGUCGAAAGUGGAGGCUCAGACUCCGGAUGGAACGCGCGUUGCGACACCAAGAGAAGCACCAGCGUCCCGGCCAUCACCUGCACGACCAUCUUAUGCCGCUGCACUGAAGGCUAAGCCGACGGAUUGGCACCUCGAAUUUUCGAUGGACGACCAGACUUUGCCUUUGGAUUUGACGAUCUACGGGGCCAUGCACCAACACGAGAUCCGGAAGAAAACGGGGGCACUGCCACCGAAUCUUAUCUGGCAAGGCGUCUACACCAUCAAGUUCAAGAAAGUGACGGGCCCAGCCCCGUCAGCAGCCGAUCCUCGAACGGAUGUCGGAGAGUGUAGCUCGAAGGGACGAUCACUAAGUCCGACACUGUCAUCUUUGCCUGAGGAUGCACCCCAUGCCAAGAUCCUGCGUCUGUUGCGGGUGCUGCAUCAGAUCAACAUGUUGGAGACCGAAAGAUCAGCAUUUGCUGGAGAGAGGAGGGACCUUCCCGAGUCCGCCUUUGUGAACAACAAGUUGACUGCGAAGCUGACGAGGCAGCUAGAGGAGCCGAUGAUUGUUGCCAGUUCGUGUCUGCCUGAUUGGGCACUGGAUUUGCCGCAACACUUCCCGUUCCUUUUCCCCUUCACGACAAGAUAUAACUUCUUGCAGUCGACCUCCUUUGGCUACGCGCGUUUGAUCCAGAAAUGGCAGAGCCAGCAAACUCGCACGCAGGAUUCCUCGCGUCGCGAUGACGGGAUCGGGUUCCUCGGAAGACUGCAGCGGCAAAAAGUCCGCAUCUCUCGGAAACACAUCCUUGAGUCUGCAGUGAAGGUGUUCGAGCUGUAUGGAUCUUCGUCGUCUGUGCUGGAGGUCGAAUAUUUUGAAGAGGUCGGAACAGGGCUGGGUCCCACCCUUGAAUUCUACUCGCUUGUGUCGCGGGAAUUCGCACGCAAGGAUCUCAAGCUUUGGAGAGAUGCUGACACUUCAGGAAUGGGAGCCUAUGUCAGUCAUCCAUCGGGAUUGUAUCCUGCGCCAUUGAACACUCAAGAUCUCAGCAACGAUGGUGUACAGAAACGCACACACAUAUAUCGGAUUAUCGGCCAGUUUGUGGCAAAAGCAAUGCUCGACUCACGCAUCAUCGAUCUUUCGCUCAACAAGAUCUUCCUCAAGAUCGUCCUGGGUGAAGAGGUCCCUUUGACGAUUGCGACGCUCAAGUUGGUCGACAUCUCGUUGGCAAACUCUCUCGAAAAGAUCCAGAACAUCGUUGCGGCUGGGCCAGUGCCGGAAGACGACAAGCUGAAGCGAAAAGUGGCCUUGAUCGAGACCGUGAGCAUCGACGACUUGGCGCUCGACUUCACCAUCCCUGGAUACGAUAUCGAACUUCGCCCCGGAGGCUGUGAUACCGCGGUGACCAAGGACAACGUCGAUGAAUAUAUCCACGAGGUUUUGGAAGCGAUUAUCGGCCAAGGAGUACAGCUGCAAGCCAAAGCAUUCCGUGAGGGAUUCUCGAAAGUAUUCCCGAUCACCGAUCUGCAGGCGUUUUCUGCGGACGAGCUGGUGCUGCUGUUUGGUAACUCGGACGAAGAUUGGUCGCCAGAAAUGCUGAGCGAAGCGGUCAAAGCUGACCACGGCUUCAACGGAGAAAGUCGAGCGAUCCGGGAUCUGCUGGACAUCAUGUCUGAGUAUGAUGUCAAGACGAGGAGGAGUUUCCUGCAGUUUGUUUCCGGGAGUCCGAAGUUGCCCAUCGGAGGCUUCCGAGGCUUGAAUCCGGCGCUCACUGUCGUUCGGAAACCUCACGAGGCACCGUUGACGGCAGACGACUACCUUCCGAGUGUGAUGACCUGUGUCAACUACCUGAAGCUGCCAGAGUAUAGCACGAGGGAUGUGAUGCGAGAGAAGUUGCGUGUUGCGAUGUCGGAAGGUGGUGGGAGCUUCCAUUUGUCUUGAGCUGUUUGUAUGCAUGAACAAUGAGUAAUAUUAAGAGGAAUUGAAUCAAGG
This is a messenger RNA of Mycena citricolor, 5753 nucleotides long. The record is from the annotation of a GenBank genome assembly. Lineage: Eukaryota; Fungi; Basidiomycota; Agaricomycetes; Agaricales; Mycenaceae.